AACACAGCUGCCGACGCCGGGAUGAUCCGCACUCAUGUUGUAGCCAGUGUAUACAUGUCCCAUUCAUAUUAAUCGUGCGGGCAUUUAAUUUACACACACGCACUGUGGUCUAACAUAUUAUAUACAAACCACUCGCUCAUCUUACAGUUUCCCGAGAUUUGUCGCCCGCCAGCAGCGCCAGUGCGUACUUGUACCCUGUUCGAUACACACUUGGCACCGGAAGUCCUAUUGACAUGGCGGAUACAAUUCCCAUGGACCAGGCAGCGGCAGCCGCCGCGAUAGCGUCCUGUGCCAAUCUCACCGAUCUCGGGGAUAUCUUUCAUUUGGAGAACGUGGACGUCCUGGACAAUUAUACUCUGUAUUGUGCUCUGCAGUUUGCCAGUAGUGUGGUGCAGCUGCAGACGACGACCGGCCGUGUGAUGGCCACGGAGACGGUACAGCAUAUUGUCCUGAUGGGAUGUUUUAUGGCCGUGGCGCUGCUGGGGAAUAUAGCCGUGCUGGUGCAUCUUUUUAACCGGUCGACCAAACAUCGCCAGAUCUCCAUCUUUGUCACGUCACUGGCUGCCACCGACAUCCUCAUCGCCAUCUUCUCCAUGUCCACGGAGCUGCUGUGGGAGGCGCUGGGCGAGUGGAUCUUUGGGAAUUUUGCCUGCAAAUUCUCCACGUAUAUCCAGUGUAUGCUGUUUUUUAGUACGGCGUUCAUCCUGAUGAGUAUGAGUUACGAUCGCUACGAGGCUAUCUGCAAGCCGAUGGCAUUCUCCUGCAGUGCGGCACGCAGCCGGAAGAUGGUGGUGUGCUCGUGGUGUCUGGCGUUGAUCCUGGCCGUCCCGCAGGUUUUCGUUUUUGUCCAGGUGGAAACGGGUAACCACCACGCGGACGGCAGCCCGCAGUACAUCUGCCGGUCGCACGGCUACACGGCCGAAUGGCAGCGCAAGAUCUACGUGACGUGGGUGGCGGCCUGCGUCUUCAUCAUCCCGCUUUUCUUCAUCACCUUCUGCUACAUCAGCAUCGCGCGCGUCGUCUUCCGCAACGCCACCCAAAAGGUCACUGUCCACAACGGCGAAACACUGCAACUGCGACGCAACACGCCUUCCGUGCGCAGCGGCGCCAGCAAUCAUUUACAGCAGAGCGACCGCUCGCGGGUGCGGACCAUCCAACUGACGGCCGUCAUCUUAAUGGGCUACAUUAUCUGCUGGACGCCGUAUUUCACGUUAAACCUGUACAACGUCUGGACGGACUACCGCUACAAGAACGAUAUCCCGGCGGCCGUGCGCACCGUGGCGCGCUGUAUGGGCUGGUCGUCCAGUUGUGUCAAUCCCUUUAUCUACGCGUUUUUCCACUGCCGGCGGAUUCGUGGCGCACCGCGGGUCGGGAGGGAGACGGUGAAUCUGAUGCUGCAGAGUUUUCGGAGCGGGACGCCGCUGAAACCCAGCCAGUCGCCGUCGCCACGGUCCCCGCGAUUAGUGGCGCAUUUUAACUAUGAGACGGUCCCGGAGACGGGGCAGUUUUUUCAUACGGUCCAGAGUGAUGAUAAGCAGACGAAUAGCCAGUUCACUGAGCAUUCCGUAUGAGCGUUUGCACAUGGUUUUUUUUAAAGAGGGAAUUUGAUUUCAAGAGCGAUUGAUUAGUUUUGGAAUUAUUGGGAACUCUGCGGAUGCAUGCAUGAUAAUUGCAGAUUUUGUUAUUUGUUUCCGAUAGAUUAUUCCUCUACUCGAUAGAAAACAGUAUUUAUUUUCGGUUAUAAAUUUAUCGGUUUUCAUGUUCUCAGCUGAAACUGAA
This is a messenger RNA of Paramacrobiotus metropolitanus, 1779 nucleotides long. Its product is annotated as mesotocin receptor-like. Gene Ontology annotation, cellular component: membrane. Gene Ontology annotation, molecular function: peptide binding; G protein-coupled receptor activity. Gene Ontology annotation, biological process: G protein-coupled receptor signaling pathway. The coding region runs from base 234 to 1571 and encodes 445 amino acids. The transcript is spliced from 3 exons. Lineage: Eukaryota; Metazoa; Tardigrada; Eutardigrada; Parachela; Macrobiotidae. The record is from RefSeq and is a predicted model, not a curated record.